CCAGCUUCUAACCUAAAAAGUGUAGCCUUUAUACAUAGUUUCCUUUCUUCGCAUUCACACAGCCUCUCUUCCAAUAUUCUUGUAAACCUCUCACCUUUAUAUAUUAUAUUUUUACAACCAGAGCCUGAGAAAAUUAGCUGAAACAACAUCAUGAGUUCCCAUACCUUCUCCAAGAGAGCUUACAGCUUCUUCAAGUCUUACCCUUCUGCUUCCAAGCUUCUUCUCCUCAGUACCUUCAGUGGUGGUGGUUUACUAGUGUAUUCAGACUCAAACCCACUGAAACGUACAUUAACAGCAGAUGGACAACAAAUCAAGAAGAAGAAAGUCGUCGUUCUUGGAAGCGGCUGGAGCGGAUACAGCUUCUUGAGUUACUUAAACAACCCUAACUACGACGUUCAAGUAGUCUCUCCUCGUAACUUCUUCCUCUUCACUCCUCUCCUGCCAAGUGUCACCAACGGCACAGUUGAAGCUCGUAGCAUCGUUGAACCCAUCCGUGGCCUUAUGCGCAAGAAAGGGUUUGAGUACACUGAGGCAGAGUGUGUAAAGAUCGAUGCGACCAACAAGAAGAUUCAUUGCAGGUCUAAAGAUGGGUCGAGUGUUAAGGAGACAAAGGAGUUUGACAUGGAUUAUGAUAUUCUUGUUAUUGCUGUUGGAGCUAAGCCUAAUACGUUUAAUACUCCUGGUGUUGAGGAGAAUGCUUAUUUUUUAAAGGAAGCUGAGGAUGCUCUCAAGAUUCGUCAGACGGUUAUCAACUGUUUUGAGAGAGCUUCUCUUCCUGAGUUAACUGAAGAAGAGAGGAAAAAGAUUUUGCAUUUCGUUGUGGUUGGUGGUGGACCCACUGGUGUUGAGUUCUCAGCUGAGUUACAUGAUUUUUUGGUUGAGGAUGUUGCUAAGAUUUACCCAAAGGUUCAGGAGUUUACUAGAAUCACUCUUCUUGAAGCAGGAAACCACAUUCUCAACAUGUUUGAUAAGAGGAUCACUGCUUUUGCUGAGGAGAAGUUUCAGAGAGAUGGUAUUGAUUUGAAGACAAAGAAUAUGGUUGUGGGAGUGACUGCUGAUGAGAUAUCCACAAAAGAAAUAGCAACUGGCAAAAUUGUCUCUGAGCCUUAUGGUAUGGUUGUGUGGUCUACAGGUAUUGGUAUACGUCCUGUCAUCAAGGAGUUUAUGCAUCAGAUUGGUCAGGGACAGAGGCGUGUCUUGGCAACUGAUGAAUGGCUUAGAGUUGAGGGAUGUGACAGUGUCUAUGCUUUAGGUGACACUGCAACCAUUAACCAACGCAGAGUCAUGGAAGAUAUAGCUGCAAUUUUCAGCAAAGCAGACAAGGCAGAGACAGGGAAAUUGAACAAGAAAGAGUUCAAGAAUGUUGUGAAAGACAUCUGCCAAAGAUACCCUCAGGUUGAUCUUUACUUGAAGAAGAAGAAACUGAGAAACAUUGCAAACUUGCUAAAGAGUGCUAAUGGCGAUGACACUGAAGUCAACAUUGAAACGUUUAAGCAAGCACUCUCAGAAGUUGAUACUCAGAUGAAGAAUCUUCCAGCAACUGCACAGGUUGCAUCACAACAAGGGAAGUAUCUUGCAAAGUGCUUCAACAAAAUGGAGAAAUGUGAGAAGAAGCCAGAGGGACCAUUAAGGUUCAGAGGAGAAGGUAGACAUAGGUUCCAGCCGUUUAGGUACAGACAUUUUGGAUCGUUUGCUCCGUUAGGUGGGGAACAGACAGCUGCUGAACUGCCUGGAGACUGGGUCUCUAUUGGUCAUAGCAGCCAGUGGCUUUGGUACUCUGUCUACGCUAGCAAACUGGUGAGCUGGCGCACAAAGUCUCUCGUGGUGUCUGAUUGGGUUCGUCGCUUCAUCUUUGGCCGUGACUCCAGCAGCAUCUAAGCUCAUUUUUACUUCUCCUUCAAAAUUUUGCAUGAUGUCCUAAAUGUUCUUUUACUGCUUUUUGUUUUUUUUUUGAGCUCAUGAUUAUUACAGUAAACUAAGAUUUUGAUGACAAGUUGAAUCUUUCCAUGUCUUUGAGCAUUGAUCUCUGAACACUGUCAUGUCGUACAGACAUAUAUAACAAAGAGUUUCG
Eruca vesicaria subsp. sativa (arugula) is the source of this 2071-nucleotide messenger RNA. Lineage: Eukaryota; Viridiplantae; Streptophyta; Magnoliopsida; Brassicales; Brassicaceae. The record is from the annotation of a GenBank genome assembly.